Molecule: messenger RNA, 304 nt
Organism: Apis laboriosa (Himalayan honeybee)
Lineage: Eukaryota; Metazoa; Arthropoda; Insecta; Hymenoptera; Apidae
Product: COP9 signalosome complex subunit 9
Exons: 3
Coding region: 94-270 (58 amino acids)
Biological process (GO): negative regulation of protein neddylation
Source: RefSeq, a predicted model, not a curated record
UGAAAGAUCAUUAUUUUAUCUUGUUAAUAUUUGUAACAAAACAAGAAUUUUACAAAAAAUUAAAGAAUUUAUUUAAUUCUUACUUAUAAUAAAAUGAAACCUACUCUUGUAGCAGAUGAAAUGUUUCCAGAAGGAGCUGGAUCUUAUAUCGAAUUAGAAGAGGUUGGAGGUAGUCGCUUAUUAGUUGAUCUAACUGCAAGUGAGAAAGCAGUGCAUGCGGAUUUUUUCAAUGAUUUUGAUGACUUAUAUGACGAUGAUGAUCUCGAAUAAAUUAUGAUUUUUGUAAUAAAAAUAGUUAUGUUAA